Molecule: messenger RNA, 1272 nt
Organism: Arachis ipaensis
Lineage: Eukaryota; Viridiplantae; Streptophyta; Magnoliopsida; Fabales; Fabaceae
Product: LOB domain-containing protein 16
Biological process (GO): positive regulation of DNA-templated transcription; hormone-mediated signaling pathway
Cellular component (GO): nucleus
Source: RefSeq, a predicted model, not a curated record
UACAAAUACUACAUACUGCUAAGUACCGAAUUGGUUGAUACAUGAACAUGAAACUUAAAAGAGAAGGUACACGAAAUAAUUAAUGAAGCAAUGCAAGUUACAUUAACCUUACCCUCCUCAUAGAAAAUAUUGCAUCAACCAUUAAGCAAUGUUCCCCUGGAACCCUGCAUUAUGAACCCUCCUUUGUCCCCCAUUCACAUUUUCUCAUAUAAUAUAAAUAUAACACCCUCCUUUAUUCCAUUGUCCCACACACAAUUCAUCAAUUUCCCCUAACAAAAACAACGUAACCAUCUCUUUCUCAAUCCCUCUCCAACCAAAUAUAUAUAUAUAGCAUAGUCCUCAGAGAUUAAUUUGCUUAAUUGCAAAAUAUAUAUAUAAGUAAUGGCUUGUUCAAGUGGAAAUGGAACAAGUAGUGGUGGGUCAGGUUCACCGUGUGGGGCGUGCAAGUUUCUGAGGAGGAAGUGUGCUGCAGAUUGCAUAUUUGCACCAUACUUCUGCUCAGAACAAGGGCCUGCAAGAUUUGCAGCCAUACAUAAGGUGUUUGGUGCAAGCAACGUUUCCAAGCUCUUGCUUCAUAUUCCCGCUCAUGAUCGCUGUGAGGCUGUUGUCACCAUUGCUUAUGAGGCUCAAGCUCGUAUCAGAGACCCCGUUUAUGGUUGCGUCUCUCACAUUUUCGCAUUACAACAACAGGUAGCAUGCUUGCAGGCACAAUUGAUGCAAGUGAAGGCUCAGCUGGCACAGAAUCAAAUGGAAUCUUGUAGGAACAUAGAGAAUCAAUGGCCAGGGAAUGUUGGUGGAGCCAUCAACAACAAUAAUAACAAUCCAUUUGGUCACACCAAUUACAUGAACCCUCCUAUAUCUCCUCAGAGUUCACUUGAAUCAAUUGAUCAUCACAGCAGCAGCAUCAUUGAUGGAGUUGCAAAUAAUAAUAUGCAUGACACAAGACCAGAGGAUUUCAACUCAUUCCAACAACAACAACAACAAGCUUCUUCUAAGAGAAGAUCAUAUAACAACAACAACAACAACAAUGACCUGGGUGAGCUGCAAGAGUUGGCACUUAGGAUGAUGAGGAACUAAUUAUUAUUAGCAUUAGCCUUUCUAAUAACACUACUACCUAGUCUCAUCUUAAUUUCUUUUCUUAUCAUCCAACACUAUUGUUAUUUGAACAUAGUUAUAUCCUAUUUUGUACUAAAAUUUACCUCUUAUCUUAUAAUGAAUGGGUAUGUCUGUUCAAAAUAUAAUGAUAAUAAUUAUGUUUAUUUUUUUCUUCAA